AAAUGAGCUGGAUUCGAUUGUUUGGGGUAUCAGACUGCUUUUUCUUUCAUUCAUACAAAAGCGUAAAAAUCCAAGUGAGCGAGGGAGAGUGAAAAUCGGAGAUCUGAAAAGUGAGAUGGCAAGAAGAGCGGAUGAAGAGUACGAUUACUUAUUCAAAGUAGUAUUGAUUGGGGAUUCAGGUGUUGGUAAAUCAAACCUCCUUUCUCGUUUCACCAGAAACGAAUUCUGCUUGGAAUCUAAAUCCACCAUCGGCGUUGAAUUCGCUACUCGUACUCUCCAAGUUGAAGGAAGGACGAUAAAGGCUCAGAUAUGGGAUACAGCAGGCCAAGAGAGAUACAGAGCUAUAACUAGUGCAUAUUACAGGGGUGCCCUGGGAGCACUUCUGGUUUAUGAUGUUACAAAACCGACAACCUUUGAAAAUGUGAGCAGGUGGUUGAAGGAGUUAAGGGAUCAUGCAGAUGCCAAUAUUGUGAUCAUGCUUAUAGGUAACAAAACGGAUCUGAAACAUCUUAGGGCUGUUGCUGUAGAAGAUGCACAAAGUUUUGCAGAGAGAGAAGGUCUCUCGUUCAUUGAAACAUCUGCCUUAGAAGCUAUAAAUGUUGAGAAGUCCUUCCAAACGAUUCUUGGUGAGAUAUACCGAAUUAUAAGUAAAAAGUCUAUAUCAGCCGGCGAGCCAGGACCUGCUAGCAUCAAACAGGGUGAGACCCUUGUUGUAGGAGCACAAGAUGCAAAUACAAAGAAGGCUUGCUGUUCUUCCUCUUAAACAUUUUGGUUAAAAACUUGUUUCAUUUGUCUUGUCAAAUUGGAACUUUUUUGGUACUUGUGUUGUUUAGCCAGGUAUAUGAUGGAUUCAAGUUGAAUUUAUUUUGAUGUCUUAUUGCUAUUCAUGUUUACAA
Erigeron canadensis is the source of this 896-nucleotide messenger RNA. Its product is annotated as ras-related protein RABA2a. The transcript has 2 exons. NCBI's taxonomy places the organism in Eukaryota, Viridiplantae, Streptophyta, Magnoliopsida, Asterales, Asteraceae. Gene Ontology annotation, cellular component: endosome. Gene Ontology annotation, molecular function: GTPase activity; GTP binding. Bases 116 to 763 code for a protein of 215 amino acids. The record is from RefSeq and is a predicted model, not a curated record.